Pistacia vera is the source of this 599-nucleotide messenger RNA. Its product is annotated as CREB-regulated transcription coactivator 1-like. The record is from RefSeq and is a predicted model, not a curated record. The transcript is spliced from 2 exons. NCBI's taxonomy places the organism in Eukaryota, Viridiplantae, Streptophyta, Magnoliopsida, Sapindales, Anacardiaceae. Bases 45 to 521 code for a protein of 158 amino acids.
AUCACCACAAACAAAACACUUUUGUCUCUCUUCCCUUCUCUCAAAUGUCUCAAACACUCACUCAAACCAUGAAUCCACCUGAAACACACCCCCCGCCGCCGCCGCUCCAACCACCACACCUCCGCCGCAGAAACUUACUUUCAACCUCCGUACCACUACCCAUCCCAACAAAACUCACUCUACCACAAAACGGUACCUCUUCACCAUCAUCCUUUGAGCUCACCUCCCUCAUCAAACCCACCUCUUUAUCCUACACUUCUCUCAAAGACCUCAUCCCAUGCUCCUCCGUCAACUCCCCCACCGCCGGAUCCGCCGCCAACUCCGCCUACGAAAUCUCCAUUCGCAACCGUCUCGUCAAACAGGCUGCCUGGGCCUACCUACAACCCAUGUCCUCCUCCCCCGGGUCUUCCGCCCCACACUUCCUCCACCGCCUCUUUACUUCUCUCUCUUCCUGCUUACGCUUCAUCAAUUCUCAUAUCAUCUCGGCUUUAUCUCGCGCCAUUCACCAAUUUCUCGAUUGACCCGCCAAGAAUUGAAGCAUUUCAAAGAACUUUGCAGAGCCUAAUUCCGUGCAAUUAUGCCAAUAGUAAAGAGCCAAG